Molecule: messenger RNA, 2729 nt
Organism: Olea europaea var. sylvestris
Lineage: Eukaryota; Viridiplantae; Streptophyta; Magnoliopsida; Lamiales; Oleaceae
Product: lysine-specific demethylase JMJ25-like
Exons: 12
Coding region: 201-2024 (607 amino acids)
Biological process (GO): regulation of transcription by RNA polymerase II
Cellular component (GO): chromatin; histone deacetylase complex
Molecular function (GO): transcription coregulator activity; chromatin DNA binding; histone H3K9 demethylase activity
Source: RefSeq, a predicted model, not a curated record
UUGAGGUAAUGCAUGUGGGCAAUGAUGAAGACAGUGAGGAUGAAGUAAGGACUGUUGGAGUCAGAGGAAAGGGGCAAAUCUUAGGUACGGUUGGGUUGAUGCCUCUGGCAGGAAACAAGAUAAAUCUGGAGAAACUCAUACAUCGUCCGACAAUAUUGGGAGAGUCUUAGGCAAAGAAUGUGCAGACGAUAACGAGGGAGAUGGGACUAUUAAGAAAUAUGAUGGUGGUGGCAGAUUACUUCAAUCAAAGGGUGGAAGAGGGCGACUCAAGGGUUCAAAAAAUAGGACGCCUUCUGACAAGAAAGGGUGUACCAGGCCAAAGGGGCUUAAGAAAAAUACGCAGCUGGUUGGUUCUAGCGAAUUUCAGAUGUCUUCUGAAAGGUUUAAUGUUCUCAAAUUUGAGGAUUCUCAGAAGAUGGAGAAACCUCAAAGGACCCACAUUGCGGAAGAUAACGAAUUUGCAUGCAUGGGCGAGGAAACAGCCCAUCGAUUGCGGGAAUGUCGGAUGCCACCAAACAGAGUUACAGAAGGAUCACCAGGGGUCAAUGUGUCACCAAUGCCUGAAAAGUGACAAUGUUGAUGUUGUCAUCUGUUCAAAAUGCAAGUCGAAACGCUACUGUUAUGAGUGCAUUGCAAAGUGGUAUCCCGAGAGGACGAAGGAGGAAGUUUUGAGAGCAUGCCCAUUUUGCUGUGGGAAUUGCAAUUGCAAAAAUUCCCUUAAAGUACUCGAAAAGGGGUGCUGCCAAGAAACCGGUCAUAGUGUCAGACUGGAAAGGUCCCUAUAUUUGCUAGUUAACGUUCUACCUGUCCUGAGGCAUAUACAACAAGAGCAGAGGUCUGAGUUAGACAUUGAAGCCUGCAUACAUGGUGUUCAUUUUACUGAGGAUGAUAUACUGGUUGCAGUACUUGAGGAAGAUGAUCAGAUAUACUGUGACAAUUGCAAGACAUUCGUUGUCAAUUUCCACAGAAGCUGCCAGAAUCCACAUUGUUUUUAUGAUCUCUGCCUUGAUUGUUGUUCUGAGCUCAGAAAAGGUAUUCAGCCUGGAGGUAUUGUGCCAAAAACUCUUCAUGCAUCUGUUGAAACGAGUCAGGAUCAAGUAAAUGGCCAUGUACAUGACAUGUCUUUUGUUUUCCCUAAAUGGGAAGCGAAGAUUAAUGGCAGCAUACGAUGUCCUCCCAAAGAGCAUGGAGGUUGUGGUUCUGAGGAUCUAGUGCUCAGACGCAUUUUUGAUGCAAAUUGGGUGGAAAAAUUAAUGAGGCAGGUGAAGGACCUUACAUCUGGUUACCAGUCAAUGCACAUAGAAUUUUCUCAAAAAUGUAUGUUGUGCCUUGUUAAUUCAGAAGUAAGACAAGCAGCAUGCAGGGACGACAGUCAAGAUAACUUUCUGUACUGUCCUAAUGCUAUUGAUCCAGGAGAUUCGGAUUUUGAACAUUUUCAAAUGCACUGGAAGAGUGGUGAAACUGUCAUUGUUAGAAACGCAAUGGAAAAGGCCUCGGGUCAUAGUUGGGGGCCAUUGGUGCUGUGGAGGGCCCUCAAACAUGCGAGCAAAAAAUUAGAAGCACGGAAUUACUGUGUGAAGGCUAUAGACUGCAUCAAUUGGAGUGAGGUUGAGAUUAAUAUUGAUCAGUUCUUUAGGGGCUACUUAGAGGGCCGUAAACAUAUAAAUGGUUGGCCUGAAAUGCUGAAGUUGAAGGACUGGCCACCUACAAGUUUAUUUGAAGAAUGUUUAUCAAGGCAUGUCUCUGAAUUCAUGGCCUUGCUUCCCUUCAGUGAUUACACCCAUCCUAAAUCUGGUCUCUUGAAUCUUGCUACCAAGCUUCCCGAGGGUGCCUUAAAACCUGACUUGGGACCUAUAACUUAUAUUGCCUAUGGAUCUUUAGAAGAACUUGGUGUAGGCGAUUCAGUUACCAACUUACACUGUGACAUUUCUGAUGUGGUUGUUCAUCCUAUUCAUGACCAGACUUUUUAUCUAAAUGAGAAGCACAAGAAACAGUCGAAGGAGGAGUUCGGAGUUGAACCUUAGACGUUUGAGCAAUACCUUGGUGAGGCCGUGUUCAUUCCCGCUGGAUGCCCACAUCAAGUGCGAAACAGACAGUCUCGUAUGAAAGUCACUGUUGAGUUUGUAUCCCCUGAGAAUGUUCAAGAGUGUAUCAAAUUGACAAAGGAGUUACGUUUACUUCCUCAAAAUCAUAUAUCUAACCAAGAUCAACCGGAGGUGAAGAAGCUGGCUAUUUUUGCUGCAAGUGCUGCCACGACUGAAGCUAGAAAUCUGACGUCUAAACUUAAGAAAGCUGAUGAAUAGAAUUCUCAUGUGGUCCACUUAGCACAGAAGGGUGACACCUGGGGCAAGCUGUUGAAGUGUGAAGGCUCUCUAGGAACAGAACUGGAGAUACGGAGGAAUUUAUUAUUGAUUCAGAGGAUUGAGAUCGCCAUUUAUGAUCCGCAGAAUUCAGAAAGUUUUUCACUCCUCCGAUAAACCUUUGUUGUCCUGUUCAAACUCGUAUUUUUCUGAAGUAUGUUUAGGUUUUAACCUUUGUACAUAUGUUUAAGCACAUGGUGCCCCAUACAAACUAGAAACGUUACAUUUUGGUAGACAUAUAUGCUUUAUCAUAGCAUUAUAGAUAGAAAUGUCAGUAGGUCAGUUCUGUGUAAGCUUAUUGUAAUGCAUCAUGUUGUGAAGUUUCUGCUGUAUCUAGUUGUUUAAGAACAUUUUCCCUACAAAAUUCAG